AUGUUCCCUUUGACCAACAACCCGAACAAGAGUCAAGCGAUAGUGAAGAUUCUCAACAUGAGAGUUUACUCCGAGGAACUUCUCCUCCACCUUCAUCUACUCAUCUGGACUAGGUUGAGGAAAUGUAGCUUCUUUGAAUGGAAGGAUGAAGAACAGGAAGACGGGUACUACAAAAACCUGCUAUAUUCUCUGAAGCAGAAACUGGAUGCCAAAGAUGAAAUGUCUGAGAUGAACAAAUUGAGGAGAAGGAUUGUUGAAGUGGUGUUUCUGUUGUCACAGGAGCAGUAUAAGGUGGCAAAGAGUGAGAAAGAAGUUCAUGAUGCAAGGAAGGCAAUAGGCAGGUACAGGAUGAUAGUUGCCUUGUUGUUUGCUUGCUUGGCCCUAUGUGUUUUGAAGUUAGGGGGUCAAUGUAGUUAG
Messenger RNA from Lactuca saligna, 417 nucleotides. NCBI's taxonomy places the organism in Eukaryota, Viridiplantae, Streptophyta, Magnoliopsida, Asterales, Asteraceae. The record is from the annotation of a GenBank genome assembly.